ACCUGCUCCGAGAACUUCGCGAGAACUUCCCAGUGCCUGAAUAGUCUCAUCCUAUGGAAUAAACACGUAAGCAUCUGAGCAACUCGAGGAGUCAUUGAGAAUUGAGAAGUAGGUAUAAUAAAGAUAAAAUCAACUUCGUAUUAACCGCUCUUAUACAAAGUCACUACCCAUACAGCUAAAACUACUGCUGCACUUUAAACCUAAUAUUUUACUCAUUAUUCACCAACCCGGACCAUGGCUUCUAAGACAGUUGCUUUCUUCGGCGCAAGCACGGGUAUAGGUCUUUCAGCGCUGAAGCAUUCUCUCGCUGCCGGUUAUCAAUGCGUCGCGCUCUGCCGGGACCCGUCCAAGCUUACCUCAGUAUUGACAAGUGAAAAUGCGCCCAACCUUAAAGUCGUACAAGGAAACGCGCAUGAUUCCGCGGCUGUCACUCGCUGUCUCGAGGCUGCGGACGGUAAACUUGUUGAUGAGGUAGUUUUCACUAUCGGAGGAAAGCCCAUCCCGUCAAAAAUGACUAUUGACGAUCCACAUGUCUGCGAGAAAGGCAUUGCAACUGUUCUUGAUUCCAUCGCCACACUCAGAGAGCAAGGUGUCAUCGGUAGACCACACAUCAUCGUAUGCAGUAGUGCCGGCAUGUCCAAGUUCGGGCGGGACAUACCUGUCGCCUACGUCCCAUUAUGCUCCCUCCUUCUCAAGGUCCCUGGCGCGGACAAGAAAAUCAUGGAGAACAAGCUCGCCACGAGUGGUGAAGACUUCACCGUCGUGCGGGCGGCUAUGCUCCUUAUCGAUGGCGAGACAGAUAAGCCAAUCCGUGUUGGCAUCGAAGACCCGAAAACCGGGAUUGAAUCCAAAGCUAUUGGAUAUAGCAUCUCGAGGGAGGAUGCGGGAAAGUGGAUAGCACAGAAUCUCGUAAUAGAGAAAAACCAGAAAUAUUUUAACAAGACCGCGACGAUAGUUUAUUAGAGGAUGACUUGGAGUCGGCAAGCAAUGUGUAUAUAGUUGUACAGAAUUUUUUUGAGUGUUUGUAUGUCAGCAAAGGACGGAAGUUAGAAUACCUGUAACCUGGUUGCGUUGCAUUUAAAGAAACGGAUGAUUAUAAUAGAUUUUGGGGCUUUCAUAUACCUUCAUACCUACGAAAGUACCUAUAAGCACAUGUGGAAUAAAACGUUGAAAGUGACUAUAUUCAAAACUUUGCAUCGUGGGAUCUUGACAAUGGGGUGUGGAUGUAGUAACGAAGGCA
Molecule: messenger RNA, 1240 nt
Organism: Daldinia loculata
Lineage: Eukaryota; Fungi; Ascomycota; Sordariomycetes; Xylariales; Hypoxylaceae
Product: NAD(P)-binding protein
Exons: 2
Coding region: 235-963 (242 amino acids)
Source: RefSeq, a predicted model, not a curated record